Molecule: messenger RNA, 2351 nt
Organism: Effrenium voratum
Lineage: Eukaryota; Dinophyceae; Suessiales; Symbiodiniaceae
Source: the annotation of a GenBank genome assembly
GCCGAUCGCAUUGCCACUGCAACACGAAAGGCAUCGCCAACGACACCGUCACCUGCUCCCGGCACACCAAUGCCCGGAACGCCAAUUCCAGAGGCAUUCGCGUGAAGGUUGCAGACCUUCUCACGUUGUGUGGCAUCAAGCAUCACGAACUCAGUCCUGAACUCUGGAAGUACAAGGGUCGAAUAGUGUCCCAGGCGCCUGCACACAGCCUUCUGGGCGGCACUGAGAAGAAAGGUCCAGGCACCUUGCCCAGGCCGGUGCAGGCCAUGAGCUCGCUUCCCAGCGUGGGGGACAUGCAGGCCGCCUUCGCCUUCUCCAUCAACGCACCUCGUCACCGGCGAAAAGAGAAAGAAGCGCAUUUUGAUGCGCGCUCCCAGCCCAGCACGCCCGGACCCGGAUCGCCCAGCAGGCCUCUGGUCGAUCUUCCUGAGGGGCCGCACGAAGAGCCCUCAAGGCUCAUGCCCACUCUGAGCGCGAUUCCCUCCGGCUCCUUUCAGCCCCAGAAGAGCGUGUUGCAGUUCGAUCUACCCAACGGAGCUGGCGACGACACUGAGGAUGUCAAGAGAGAGGCCGUUCGCAGCCUAAGCGGCGUUGUCGAAGACAAUGAGCAAGGCGACAAGAACGAGGAGAACUUACUAAUGCGCAGCCCGCCAUCAAGCCCCCAGAUGGACAACAUGAUCAGCCUCAGCAAGAAGUCCAACACUGUGAUCUUGCACCAGUACAACACCAUCGAGGACGCAGAGCCGCCUGGCUCCUUGGAGGACCUGGGGUGCAGCAUUUGCGUGAAGGUUCCUUGGUUGGCAGCCUGCUUGCCAGUGGUGCUGUCCGCAACAUCUUUGGCAUUCAUGUACCACGAGGACAUCGUGGGUCACAACUUUACCAUGGUGUCAGCUGCCGUGUACAGCCUCUGCUCGGUUAGUUGCCUAUGGCUUCUGAGGCGCGCCCUGCUCUCAGAGGAACUGGUGCUUGCGGUUGGGAAGCUCCACGUGUUCGUGGACACCUUCAAGAAUCAGUGGGGGAAGCGAUCCCGGCAAGAGCAAUGCUGGAGCUUUGCGGUUUGGCUUAUUCUGGUGCUCGGCUUUGUGGCUGGAGAGGCCUAUGAAGAGUGGAAGGAAAUGGAGCUUCCAGACACGGGGUAUGCGAAUUCCAGGCUGAUUUUGAAAGCAUUGUGCACGGUGAGCUUUGGCCUCUCCAGUGGAAUCCUGGUGCUGGUGGCAUAUGUGCAGUGCCACUUCCUUUUGGGACUGGAUACGUCCUUGGACUGCUGGUGCGCCAGUUUACUGGACGAGCCCGACUUCAGCCUUGGUGUCGAGAGCUGGAACUGCCUCCAGGCGUUGCUGAAGUGCAUCGGCCGAGAGAUGGCCAGCAGCUUUCUCAUGAUGCAGAUUUUGGGUGCCGCAGGAUUCAUCUAUUUCCUCACCAGCGCUGUGACGGUGGCAUUCCAGCGGUCCUUUGACCGAGAAGUGAUGCUGAUGGAAGGAUUGCGAUCGCUCCCUUUGCUUCUGCACUUCCUCUUGGAGAUGCAUGUUUUCUCGCGCGGGGCAACUCUGACACAAAAAUGUCGCAUCAUCCCGUCCUUUGUGAAUCAGAUCCCCUCCGCAACCUUGCUGAACCCUGCCCGUUCAUAUCUGGUCCAGUUUGUGACCGACAGCUCUGCCGGCUUCCUGGUGAGAGACGUGAAGCUGACGCCGGAGAUGUUCUUGAAGAUCUUUGUUCUGAUCGGAGGUCUUCUCAUAAACUGCCCGGCCAUUUUCCGUCAGCCUCGUCUGGGCCACAAGCGUUCAUUGGUCACCGCUGGCACGUUGAAUUGGCAGUCCGGACUUGCAUACUGCCAUGCCUUGAUCUCAGAUCUCGUGCUGGGAGGACUCUUUCUGGUCGGCCCCGUCUGGCCCCGCCCGGCCGCCUACACGUCGACUCGACGGUUCGCAGGUCGGGUCAAAUCCUCCUCCCUGGGCCCGAGAGGGCAGCUGGAGGCGGAGGAGUUCCGGAAGGUCCUGGUGGAACUGACGGGCCGGGAAGGCUACAACGCGGCGGCGGUGAACGGGAAGUGGCACUUCUGGAAGGUCAAGUCGGGCCGGGUUGCCUUCCAGCGGGAGCUUUCGCUCGAGGGAGCUGCUCCGGAGGGUGCGGUACCUUCGCUGCGGCUCUUCCUGUUUUACGUGCCACAGACGGACACUUGGAUCAUCAGCGACGCGCCGGACGCCUCUGGAUCGGUGGUGGCUGAUUGCGGCCCAGUGCUGGGAGGCACCGAUCUGCAGCAGAGCUGGCGGGUUUGGGACGGCGACGGAUGGAAGGAGGAGACGGGAGUUGAGCCGAGCCGAUGUUCAACGGAGCAGACAAAGCACCGGUAG